CGAUGACGUAGGUCCAAGAUGGCGGCGCAGGUAGAGUUGUUUUGCUUGGAGAGUUUUCCUUCUCACCUGAGUCCUCUGGAUGUUCUGAUAUUAAAAUCUCACCUGGGUUCAGUGUUCCAGAAUGACACCGACCCGCCGACCGUCCUCUUCACUCCGCAGCGGCCUCAGGGUUCCGGGAGGCCGGGCAGUUUACUGCGCGUUCACACCACCACCGAGGAGGAGACUGCGUGCUGCGGACAGGGAAACUCAACCAAAGCCGAGUCCGGGACACGGAUCCGCCUGUUCACCAGCCGCCUCUUCAUGCGGCACCACGGGCUCCAGCGGUUCGGCAGCCUGGGGACGGUCCGGCCUCUGGAGCCGGUCAGCCUGGACAGAGUGGUGCUGGGAGCCCGCAGCAGGCAGAGCCUCCGCUGGGCCGGAGCGGAGCAGUUCACCGGCGGGCUGCUGGAGCUCUGCAGGCAGGGACAGUGGCUGCUGGCCCGGCAGGGAGACCCGCUGCUGCUGCCCCGACACCCGCUGCUGGGAGAGGACCCGGCACAGGUGCAGCAGCAGCUGUUGGAGCUUCUUGUGUUGGACUGCAGUCCUGUAACGCAGGGACGGAUCACGGCCGACACGUCUCUUGUUCUGACGGACUGCUGGGACUCGGUGGACCCCCCGGGGCUCGUCCCGCCCUGCAGACCGCUCAGACUGUGCGCAUCGGACUUCGCUCAUUACGCCGACGGCCUCGGAGGGGGGCGAUCUCUCCUCGACAACAGGAAGCUGCUGGACUCGGGGCUCUCUGGCGUCCUGCAGGCGCUGGAGUGCAGGCUGGACGUCCGGGUGGUGGACACGCGGCGAUGGCUCGGGGUCAGAGGUCAGCAGGGGGGUGCUGUGGACGUGGACAGUUGUGUGUUUGUGAGCAAACAGCUGCUCCUCAGACUGGGGCUCUUUAAUCAGGAGUGGGUGAAGCUGGCGAGGCCGGGGGGAACCUCCAGACCUCCUGCCGGUCAGACUGACGUCAGGGGGGGCGUCUGCAGGGACCGGCUGGUCUCUGUACAGGUGGUGGAUUUAGCAAAGAGUCCAGACCUACAGAACCACCAAGAAACUGGAUUCAUAUCAGCAACUCUGUGGUUCAACAUGACAGAAGGAGACGAGACCCCCGAGAACUGCUGCACAGUGAGGAUGAAGAGGUGGAAACCGUCCCCUCCGGCGCCCGGCGCCCGGCGCUCUGACAGUUUCUGUCGCUCGGCUUCGCCGCCGUUUGCCAGCAAGCUUCACAUCCAGCCGGUCGUGUCUCCGCUGCACAACAACCUCGGUUGCUACGACAACCUGCUGUCUGAACACUUCAGUUCACCCAGACUGGUCUCACUGGGAGACGUCCUGACAGUUCCGGCUGAAAACCAUCCAGACCUGCUGCAGAACAACUCGGAGGGAAUCCACAGGUGUCCAGUGCUGUUCUUCAGAGUGCAGGAGGUGUGUCCGUCUGCAGAGACUCAAGAAGAAGAGGAGGGAGGACGGGGAGGAGCUCACCUGGCCGACAGACUGCACACCUCACUCUACAUGCACGCGUCCACCAACAGCUCCGUCCCCUGCUGCUCUGUGGACGGAGCGUCUCUGUGGACCAGUCCGUCUCCUCCUGGCCUCAACAAGACCGUCAGCCUCCUCAGCAGCAUCAUCCUCCCACACCUGCACCACCGCAGCUCUCUGUCCGGUUGCACCAUCCUCCUUCACGGUCCUGCAGGAAGUGGUAAAGUGACGGCGGUGAGCGCGGCGCGUCGCAGACUGAACCUCCACCUGCUGAAGGUGGACUGUGUGAGUGUGUGUGCUGACACUCCUGCAGCCUCGGAGGUGAAGCUGACCUCGGUGUUUCAGCGGGCCGACGCCCUGCAGCCCUGCGUCCUGCUGCUCAGGAACCUGCAGCUCCUCCUCAGACCUCGAGGUGGCGCCGAGGAGGACGGCAGGAUCCCUGCUGCGCUCUGCCAGCUGCUCAGCGACGCCCCCAGCAGAGUGGUGGUUGUGGCGACGGUCUGCAGACCUCGAGACCUGUCUUCGGGUGUCAUGGCGGCAUUUGUCCACCAGGUGGCGAUGGAGAGUCCCACUGAGGAGCAGCGGCGCUCGAUGCUGGUCGGCCUGAGCCGAGACCUUCACCUGGGGAGGGACGUCAACCUGGAGAGACUCUCCAAACUCACUGCAGGUUUUGUAUUGGGGGAUCUGAGUGCUCUGCUAGUCGAGGCCGGUAGAUCUGCCUGCAGGAGGCUGAUUCACACCUGCGGGGGCCGGCAGGAGGAGGACCUCUGCUCCAGCGGAGUCACCGUCCUGAACCAGGACUUCACCUCCGCCCUGGAGACCCUGCAGGACGCCCAGUCCACAGCCAUCGGAGCCCCCAAGAUCCCUGAUGUGCACUGGGACGAUGUCGGAGGUCUGCAGCAGGUGAAGAAAGAGAUCCUGGACACAGUCCAGCUUCCUCUGCAGCGUCCAGAGCUCCUGUCUUUGGGUCUGAACCGGACCGGAGUCCUGCUGUACGGUCCACCAGGGACAGGAAAAACCCUGCUGGCCAAAGCUGUGGCUACUGAGUGCUCCAUGACCUUCCUCAGUGUUAAAGGUCCAGAACUCAUCAACAUGUAUGUGGGUCAGAGUGAAGAGAACAUCAGAGCAGUGUUCUGCAGAGCGCACUCAGCUGCUCCCUGUGUCGUCUUCUUUGAUGAGCUGGACUCUCUGGCUCCCAGCAGGGGGCGCAGUGGGGACUCUGGAGGGGUGAUGGACAGAGUCGUGUCUCAGCUGCUGGCCGAGCUCGACGCUCUGCACUCGUCUGUCGGGGUUUUUGUGAUCGGGGCAACAAACCGUCCGGACCUGCUGGACCAAUCACUGCUGAGGCCCGGCAGGUUUGAUAAACUGGUCUACGUUGGAAUCAACGAGGACCGAGUCUCUCAGCUGCAGGUCCUCCAGGCCAUCCUCAGAAAGUUCCAGCUGGACUCCUCUGUGGACCUGCGGGAGGUGCUGGAUCGCUGCCCCGCUCACGUGACCGGCGCCGACCUGUACGCUCUCUGUUCGGACGCCAUGACGGCCGCCAUCAAGAGGAAGAUCGGUCUCAUCGAGGACGGUCUGGACUCGGAGGACUCCCCGGUCCUCCUCUCCGUCGAGGACUUCUCCGCAGCGUUAGAAAACUUCCGGCCGUCUGUUUCAGACCAGGAGCUGCAGCGAUACAGAAACAUCCAGCAGAGACUGGCGGCUCAGUAGAAACUGAUCAGUGAUCAGUUCACAGUCCAGAAAAAUCAACACUGUAAAAAUUCUGUAAAUAAAAAAGGAAACAAUAAUUUAUGAAAUUGUGAAAUGUAAUUAAUAAAUGCAGCCAAUGAAAACAGA
Messenger RNA from Chelmon rostratus (copperband butterflyfish), 3342 nucleotides. It is a transcript of the gene pex6, whose product is annotated as peroxisomal biogenesis factor 6. NCBI's taxonomy places the organism in Eukaryota, Metazoa, Chordata, Actinopteri, Chaetodontiformes, Chaetodontidae. Gene Ontology annotation, molecular function: ATP binding; ATP hydrolysis activity. The record is from RefSeq and is a predicted model, not a curated record. The transcript has 18 exons. The coding region runs from base 19 to 3216 and encodes 1065 amino acids. Gene Ontology annotation, biological process: protein import into peroxisome matrix. Gene Ontology annotation, cellular component: cytosol; peroxisomal membrane.